GCCAUGCGGUGUUGGAUAAUUCUAGAAGAGCGUCGGUGAGACUUCGUUGCAAGCGCUGCUGACAGCACAGGGCCUGAGUUUGACCCACCACAGCUCACUUACGUGACAUUCAGCUGCUCUGCACAGAUCUCUUACUCAGCGUUCAUCCGAAUUUAGCCAUUAAACAAGUCGAAGAUGUUGUCCGCGGCGAGAACGAGUGUGUCGCGCUCUCAGAAGUCCUGCAGCAGUGUGUCGGAUCUCAUCAAGAAGGCUUGUUGGAGUGGAUUGACUCGGCAGACCCUCCAGACUGCAGCCAGACGUCAUUAUGCGUCGGAGGCGAUCAGAGGCGCUGUCGUCGGCAUUGAUCUGGGAACCACCAACUCCUGCGUGGCUGUGAUGGAGGGGAAACAAGCAAAGGUGCUGGAGAACGCAGAGGGAGCGAGGACGACGCCGUCAGUGGUGGCCUUCACAGCUGAUGCAGAGAGGCUCGUGGGCAUGCCGGCCAAACGCCAGGCUGUCACCAACCCCAACAACACGCUCUAUGCUACUAAACGCCUGAUCGGACGCCGCUAUGAUGACGCUGAAGUUCAGAAAGAUUUGAAAAAUGUGCCCUAUAAGAUCGUGCGUGCGUCUAACGGAGACGCCUGGCUGGAAGCCCACGGUAAACUGUACUCUCCCAGUCAGGCUGGAGCUUUUAUCCUCAUGAAGAUGAAGGAGACCGCAGAGAACUACCUGGGUCAUGCGGUGAAGAACGCUGUUAUUACAGUACCUGCUUACUUCAACGACUCUCAGAGACAGGCAACCAAGGACGCCGGGCAGAUUGCUGGUUUGAAUGUGCUUCGUGUUAUUAACGAGCCGACGGCUGCUGCUUUAGCCUACGGACUGGAAAAGACUCAGGACAAAAUAAUCGCUGUGUAUGAUCUCGGUGGUGGGACGUUCGAUAUCUCUGUCCUGGAGAUCCAGAAGGGAGUUUUCGAGGUGAAAUCCACCAAUGGAGACACGUUCUUGGGCGGAGAAGAUUUCGACCAGCAUCUCCUCAGACAUAUAGUGAAGGAGUUCAAGAGAGAGGUUUGUGUCCGUCCUCCCAAAAAAAACAAACGUUAUCUCUGCACACAGACGGACAUCAACCUGCCGUACCUGACGAUGGACGCCUCUGGCCCCAAACACCUGAACAUGAAGCUGACCCGCGCUCAGUUCGAGGGCAUCGUGGCGGAUCUGAUCCGCAGGACCGUGGCGCCCUGUCAGAAGGCCAUGCAGGACGCAGAGGUCUCCAAGAGUGACAUUGGAGAAGUGCUGCUGGUGGGAGGAAUGAGCCGCAUGCCGAAGGUCCAGCAGACGGUCCAGGAUCUGUUCGGUCGCGCUCCCAGUAAGUCUGUGAACCCAGAUGAAGCCGUGGCCAUCGGAGCGGCCAUCCAGGGAGGCGUUCUGGCCGGAGACGUGACCGACGUGCUGCUGCUGGACGUCACUCCUCUGUCUCUCGGCAUCGAGACUCUGGGAGGAGUCUUCACCAAACUCAUCAACAGAAACACAACCAUCCCCACCAAGAAGAGCCAGGUUUUCUCCACUGCUGCUGAUGGACAGACUCAAGUAGAGAUCAAGGUUUGUCAGGGAGAGCGAGAGAUGGCUGCAGACAACAAGACUCUGGGACAGUUCACCCUGGUCGGCAUGCCUCCGGCUCCUCGUGGUGUUCCUCAGAUUGAAGUCACCUUUGAUAUCGACGCUAACGGGAUCGUGCACGUCUCCGCUAAAGACAAGGGCACCGGCCGAGAACAGCAGAUUGUCAUCCAGUCGUCUGGUGGACUCAGCAAAGACGACAUUGAAAACAUGAUCAAGAACGCUGAGAAGUACGCAGAGGAGGACCGGAGACGGAAGGAUUGCGUGGAAGCGGUUAACAUGGCCGAGGGCAUCGUUCACGACACCGAGUCAAAGAUGGAGGAGUUUAAGGAUCAGCUGCCUGCCGAUGAGUGUAACAAACUGAAGGAGGAGAUGGCUAAAGUGCGAGAGCUGCUCUCACGAAAGGACGCCGAGACGGGAGAAAACAUCAAACAAGCGGCCACAAACCUGCAGCAGGCCUCGCUCAAACUCUUCGAGAUGGCAUACAAGAAGAUGGCGUCGGAGAGGGAAGGCGGCUCCGGCUCCGGCUCCGGCUCCGGAGGAGAAACAGGAGAGAAGAAGGAGGGCCAGCAGUAAAGCCUGAGCGUUUGAUAUGGACUGAAUGGUUUGGGAGCAUGAACGUGUUUCCCUGAGCGGCAUACACACCUUAUUUUCACACAUACUGUGUUUUUGGCUACAAAACAAUAUCGUCACGGCUCCUCAUCCACCUCCCUUAAUGUCUAGGAGUUCAAAUUCAUUCAUUGUGUCUGCUGGAAAUAAUCUGCAUCGGUCUUGAAGCGAACUUUGCAAGCGUUUGAUCUGGGGUGUAAGGUGAGCGUGUGCCUCGAGCCAUUCAGACAUGCAUUCCUGCCUGCGGGCACCGUGUGGUGUGACCUUCUCAAGGUGUCUUCGAUAAGUGUGGUUUUUUUGGGAAUGAAUGAGGCUGAAUGUGUGGCUGAACGGCUCCAGGAUGUCUAUAUCUGCAGCGAGUGUUCAUAAAAGCAGGACUUCUUUGUUUCAAGACACCAAUGUUUCAUAUUUAAAUGACAUCUGUUCUGUCCAUCUUGUAAGCUCGUGUACAUGUUUGCGCUGAGAGGAUGAAACUAUGAAAGAUAACUCAACAAUAUGAUGUGGAAUUGAUUAUAAUUUGGCUGAUCGUACCAGCAUUGAGAAUCAAGCAGGUUUAUAUAGAGCGCACUUCUACAACAAUACGGCUCCGUGUCCUUGUUUAAAGUACACUGUAAAGGGCAGGUGAGGUGAAUUAAUCUGAUCUACCUUUACUAGUGAUUUCAGCUGGCUUUAUUUAAAUCAGUGAUGUUAUGUGUUAUGAUUGUGAAGGAUUACGUUCUGUUUGUCUCAUAACAAUCCCAAUCUCCGCUCUGCUUUUCUUUUUCCGCCUCUCUGUACAAAGGCCGAUGUCUGUUGAAGAUGUUAAAUGUUGGAAUCGAAUGAUUUAAUAGGCUUAAAGAGAGUAAUAUUCCAGUGCAGUCUUUUAUAAUAAAAUUGUGUUUGAACUCGUA
Molecule: messenger RNA, 3092 nt
Organism: Sinocyclocheilus rhinocerous
Lineage: Eukaryota; Metazoa; Chordata; Actinopteri; Cypriniformes; Cyprinidae
Gene: hspa9
Product: heat shock protein 9
Exons: 16
Coding region: 175-2169 (664 amino acids)
Biological process (GO): protein folding
Molecular function (GO): ATP binding; ATP-dependent protein folding chaperone
Source: RefSeq, a predicted model, not a curated record